This is a messenger RNA of Vicia faba (fava bean), 534 nucleotides long. The record is from the annotation of a GenBank genome assembly. Lineage: Eukaryota; Viridiplantae; Streptophyta; Magnoliopsida; Fabales; Fabaceae.
AUGGUGAUGAGAGAGAUGCGAAAGUCCUUCAAGGAUUCUCUCAAAGCUCUUGAAGCUGAUAUUCAAUUUGCCAAUACUCUAGCUUCUGAUUAUCCAAGAGGAAAUGAUGGAGUCUGCUUUCAAAUGAGAUUGUCUUAUAGCCCAGCUGCUCAGUUUCUUCUUUUUCUAGUUCAGUGGACUGAUUGCCAUCUCGCCGGAUUCUUAGGAUUGCUUAGAAUUCUCAUCUCCGAGGCAUAUGAUGAAGGGAAGAAAACCACCAUUUAUGAAAGAAAAGCUAGUCUAAAGGAGUUCUAUGGUUUGAUCUUUCCGUCUUUAUUACAACUCAAGGGAGGAAUCACUGAGGUAGAGGAGAGGAAACAAAAAGAUUUAUGCGCUACAAAGUACAAACCGAAAGAUGUGAUUAAAAAAGGAAAGCCAUAUGAAAUUGAUAUAGAGAGAGAAGAAGAAUGUCCUAUUUGUAUGGAGAUGAACAACAAAUUUGUGUUGCCAAAUUGCAACCAUUUUUUGUGUAUGAAAUGCUAUAAUGACUGGUAA